CCGGUGCCGGCGGGGAGCCCGUCCCCGGCGUGCUGGGCUCUGCCGCCUGUCUCGCUUCCCGCUCUCCCGAGCCGGCAGCACCGUUGCGCAGCUCCCGCGGACCGGCCGGGACGGGACGUGUCGGGAGCUCGGCGGGGCUCGGGGCUUGCGAGGCGAGGCGAGGCUGGACGGCCGGGGCAGGGGCCGAGGCCGCGCGGAGCUGGCGGCGGGGGGCGGCGCGCGGCGCGGUGCCGCCGGGGCCCGGCGCAUGGCGGCGGCGGGGGGCAUCGCCACGCUGCCCGACGACGGCGGCAGCGGCGCCUUUCCCCCGGGGCACUUCAAGGACCCCAAGCGCCUGUAUUGCAAGAACGGCGGCUUUUUCCUGCGCAUCAACCCUGACGGGAAGGUGGACGGCGUCCGCGAGAAGAGCGACCCGCACAUUAAGCUGCAGCUUCAGGCGGAGGAGCGAGGAGUGGUGUCCAUCAAAGGUGUCAGUGCCAAUCGCUUCCUGGCCAUGAAGGAGGAUGGCAGACUGCUGGCCCUGAAAUACGCAACAGAAGAAUGUUUCUUCUUUGAACGUUUGGAAUCCAAUAACUAUAACACUUACCGGUCACGGAAAUACUCGGAUUGGUACGUGGCACUGAAAAGAACUGGACAGUACAAACCUGGACCAAAAACUGGACCUGGACAGAAAGCUAUCCUUUUCCUUCCCAUGUCUGCUAAAAGCUGACUUCCAUGGCAGAUUGUGAGCACCAA
Passer montanus (Eurasian tree sparrow) is the source of this 735-nucleotide messenger RNA. RefSeq names its product fibroblast growth factor 2 (gene FGF2). The record is from RefSeq and is a predicted model, not a curated record. The transcript has 3 exons. The coding region runs from base 248 to 709 and encodes 153 amino acids. NCBI's taxonomy places the organism in Eukaryota, Metazoa, Chordata, Aves, Passeriformes, Passeridae. Gene Ontology annotation, cellular component: cytoplasm. Gene Ontology annotation, biological process: positive regulation of protein phosphorylation; positive regulation of gene expression; positive regulation of cell population proliferation. Gene Ontology annotation, molecular function: growth factor activity; fibroblast growth factor receptor binding.